Molecule: messenger RNA, 501 nt
Organism: Zasmidium cellare ATCC 36951
Lineage: Eukaryota; Fungi; Ascomycota; Dothideomycetes; Mycosphaerellales; Mycosphaerellaceae
Exons: 1
Coding region: 1-501 (166 amino acids)
Source: RefSeq, a predicted model, not a curated record
AUGGCGUCUGCAGUGGACACACAGGGCGGGAGUGCGCCACAGCACCAAGAGUCGCCGCUCGCGACGAAGAAGCCCGACCGGGCAUCUGAGAAGAUGCUGAAGGAAUUGACCGAGUUGUUCAUCACGGAUGUGUCUGCAUACGACGACGCUGAAUUCCUUCAACAUGUGAGCCCCGACUUCCAAUGGAACAUCGUCGGGUCCUUUUUGGGACGCGGUAGAAAAGCACACUUCGAAAAGAUGAAAGAGAUUCGACAAGCCCACCCCGAUUAUCACGUCAACAUCUUGAACAUCUCUGCCGAAGUGCAGAUUGGCAAGGCCAAGACGUGGGCUCUGAUGAAGAUCAGCGGCUUUCCAGAAGGUGUGGAGAGGGAGAGCAUUCUGAUGUUCUCCUGGCGUCGCGAUGUUCAGGGAACAUGGGUCUGUUAUAGGCACGACGGCAUACGUGGAGUUGCACCUAUGCCUUUCCUCGUUUCGAAAUCUACGCCACUGGAUGAUGGAUGA